Molecule: messenger RNA, 1673 nt
Organism: Drosophila biarmipes
Lineage: Eukaryota; Metazoa; Arthropoda; Insecta; Diptera; Drosophilidae
Product: nascent polypeptide-associated complex subunit alpha, muscle-specific form
Exons: 1
Coding region: 94-1620 (508 amino acids)
Source: RefSeq, a predicted model, not a curated record
AAUCACUUACUUACUUCACUCACUUACUUACGUCAAAGUAAAAAAAGAAAAAGACGAAACCGGAAAGAGCAUAUUUAUUGCGCUGUUUUCAUUAUGGAACCAAAUACGAUUUCUGCCGAAAAAGAAAAUCCCAGGGAGUCAUUGAACCCCGAGGAUGGCUCCAUAUCGACUGGCCAACCGGCGGCUACAUCAACACCAACUAAUAUGGUUCGCAAGAGUUCGAGAAUUAUAGACCUGCACCGGGAAUCCGAGGAGUCAGAUCUGCGUAAUUCAUCAAUGGUAGGACGAAUACCACCAACAUUGGGACAUGUUAGGGGGCGUAAAACGAUUCGAGCUCCCGCAACACCCGAGAAGGCUCUUUCAACCCGGAGUAGCCCGAGGAUGCCGAAAACACCGAUAUCCGUGGGGCAGCCGAAGACCCCAAGGAGCGCAAGCACGUCCUUGUCGGGGCGGAUUGCAAAGACCUAUGGCAAUAUUAAGGGCCGUAAGGGUAUACGUGCUCCUAGUACCCCUAAAAUGGAGCCUCAGUCUUCACCAGUAACCCCGAAGAGUGUCGAACCGGCGAAGACGCCAAAGAUAACGCGUGCAGCAAAAAUGUCGACAAAGAAUUCAACAACUGUUGACAUAUCAAUCGCAAAUGACUCCCCAAUGGGUUCAACAAUGGGUUCACCAAAAACACCCAAAAUGUCACCGAUCGGAUCGCCGAGAAAUUCACCAACCGAUUCUCCCAUUCAAUCGACCAAUAAUCUACCACCAAAGUCGGCAACUGAAUCACCAGCAACCCCAACUAUGGGUUCGUCAAGAAAGUCAUCCAUUGAAUCUCCGAAAUACUCCCCAAUAAUAUUACCAAAGACGUCGCCGAUUCAGUCGCCAUCAAACUCUCCAAUUAAACCAAUAGCCGCUUUGUUUACAGUAAACGUACCAUCAAUGAAAUCAUCGAUGGAUUUGCCCACAGAGGCACCAAUUGCAUUAGACUUGAUUCUAUCGACCGAUUCUCCAUUGGAAUCUCCAUUGAUUUUACAAGCGAAGGAAGCACUUGAAAUGCCAUCUAGUUCUCCGAAGCAAUCGUCAGGGAAGUCUUCAAUUGAAUCACCAAUGAUCUCUCCACCAGAGAUGAUGAAUCACCCAGAGAAGUCUCCCGGUUCCGAUGACCCUAAAGAGGAUUCCUCUGAAGUAGCCUCCUCCAGUGGCGCAUCGCCGGAAGUACGAGUUGGGAGUAAGCGGGGCCUAGCAUCGAGUGAACUCAACUCGGAUGGUAUCGCAAACACCUCGGAACCAUCCCCAAAACGGGCUCGCCUUUAUGUUUUACAAGUCAACAUGGGAUCUCCCUUCUCCAUGACUCGCAUCAAGAAAAUCAGAAAGGUAUCAGUGGAUAUCGAGAUAUCAGGCAAUGAUGUGGAAGAAGGGUUGCCUGAAGCUCUUGCCGAACCAGAGGAGCCCGGGAUGGUGCUCCAGAUGGACGCCGAUAUGGAGCCGCAGAUGGAGCCAGAGAUGGAUCCCGAAAUUGAGCCCGAGGCGGAGCCUGAGAUGGUACCACGUAUGGAAAGCGGUGAAAUCAUCGAUACACCUGGUUCUCCUGAACCGACACCAAACACCUCCAUGAAAUGCAUUUUAAUGUAAAAACAACUUUGAGACUGCCAUCCCUUACACUUUCGUUUUAAGCUAUGAAUAAU